Messenger RNA from Ornithorhynchus anatinus (platypus), 2841 nucleotides. RefSeq lists its product as uncharacterized. The transcript is spliced from 20 exons. Bases 153 to 1859 code for a protein of 568 amino acids. The record is from RefSeq and is a predicted model, not a curated record. NCBI's taxonomy places the organism in Eukaryota, Metazoa, Chordata, Mammalia, Monotremata, Ornithorhynchidae.
GGGCGCUCGGGGGGAGCCGGCCCGGCGGCAAGGACGCCGUGCGAGUCGGCUGCGCUUCGGCCUUCUGGGGAGACACCGCGGCGGCAGUCCCUCAGCUGCUGUAUGGAGGAAAGCUGGAUUUUCUGGUUUUCGAUUAUCUCUCGGAAAUUACUAUGUCUCUACUAACUGCUGCAAAAAACAAAUCUCCAGAUAUGGGUUACAGUCCAGACUUUGUGCUGACUGCAAUGACUCCUUACAUAAAAGACAUUCACCGAAAAGGUGUUCGUGUUGUUAGUAAUGCUGGAGGUACCAAUCCCUUGGCUUGUGCGGCUGCUCUUCAGAAGGUGGCAAAAAAGGCUGAUGUCGAUUUGAAAAUAGCAGUCAUCACUGGAGAUGAUAUCAUGGGCGAGAAAGAUGCCUUUAAAGGAUCAACUGUCACAGAUAUGGAGAGUGGGAGGCAAUUUCCAGACACAGUCAGUAGCAUGAAUGCAUACCUUGGAGCAAGACCAAUAAGCAGGGCCCUUGACCUUGGUGCUGAUAUUGUUCUUACUGGUCGAUGUGUGGAUAGUGCCAUUGUAUUAGGACCACUUGUUCAUUCUUUUGGUUGGAAUAGAAAUGACUUUGACUUAUUAGCAGCUGGAAGUCUUGCGGGCCAUCUUAUUGAAUGUGGUGCACAGAGUACUGGAGGAAUAUUCACUGAUUGGCAUACCGUUCCAGACUGGCAUAACAUAGGGUUUCCUAUCGUGGAAUGUUUUCCGGAUGGGCAGUUCAUCUUAUCUAAACCUCCUGAUACCGGGGGCCUUGUCUCAAUUGGCACUGUGGCUGAACAGUUAGUGUAUGAAAUUGGAAAUCCUCAGCUUUACCUCUUACCAGAUGUUACUUGUGACUUUUCUCAAGUUUCCAUUACUGAAAUUCCAGGUAUUGAAGGUGGGGCAGUGCAAGUUCGUGGAGCAAAAGGCUCAUUUCCUUCCUCAUUUUACAAGGUCAGUGCCUCAUACCUGGAUGGUUUCAGAGCAACUGCCGUCUGUCCAAUAGGAGGACCAAAAGCUGUGGAAAAGGGACGACGAAUAGCUGAGAGUAUUUUGAAAAGAACUCGGCUUAUGUUUGAAGAAUUUGACUUGGAUGAUUACAGUGCCGUUAACCUUCAGGUUUUAGGAUCAGAAGACACGUAUGGGCCACAUGCCAAAGCAACACAAGAUGGGGGACCCCGAGAAGCUGUUCUCUGGCUUGCAGUUCAUCACAAACAGAAAAAGGCAGUGGAAAUUUUUUCCCGAGAGAUUGCGGCAGCGGGGACAGGAAUGGCACCUGGCCUGACCGGAGUUGUUGGAGGACGCCCAACAGUGUCUCCGGUUCUAAAACCAUUCUUCUUCUUGUAUCCCAAAAAAAAGGUCAAGAUCGACAUCUUCAUUAAUAAACAACAUGUUGAAACAUUUGAGGAAGAUCUUUCCUUCACUACAGACACGAUUGUUUCACCUGAUGUUACCAAGACAGAUGAUGAACUGAAAGAUCUACCAAGUGGCUCACUGUCCUAUCGAUUAGAAGAGUUGGCCUAUACAAGAAGCGGGGACAAAGGCAAUUCUGCAAAUAUAGGUAUCAUAGCACGACAUCCUCUCUAUUACCCAUACUUAAAAAAGAUUCUAACUGCUCAGGCCAUAGAAGAAUACUUCGAGCAUCUCCUACAGAAGGAACAACCUGAAGAACAUUUAGUGACAAGAUAUGAAUUGCCAGGAAUUUAUGGAUUAAACUUCGUUUUGAAAAAUUCCCUUGGUGGUGGAGGAAUUGCAUCCCUGAGAAGUGACCCACAAGGAAAAGCCCUUGGACAGAUGCUUUUGGAUUUCCAGAUAAAAAAUGUUCCUGAUUUAAAGUCUUUAGUAGAAUGACAAAUUGUGGAUCCAUUUGGGGAAACAACUUAAAUAUAAUGCAAAAAUCAAAUUUAAAGUAAAUAAAUGCAAAGAGCGCACGGUAUAACACUAACACGGUGAGUGUUCACAAAUAUAGCAGUGGUGGGAGGGACAGGGUGAUCAUGGCAUCUGCAACAUUAUGUACCACUAAGUUAACAUUCUGUUUUACACAAAUUACACUGCUUUGCCCAGGUGUAACAUGUAUGCAUACUAUUGCCAUCAAAGAAAAUCUCCUUUCUUUUCUGACGCAUAUACUUAAAUGAUAACAAAACGUGCUUUGCCAUUAUAUAAAUGUGCUUUUAGGGUGUGCUGUACUGGCUGAAAGCCAGGCGAAGCAGUAGCUGUCCCCACUUGUCUAGAGUGGAUCUUAACCUGCACUCUUGCACAGGCAAAUCUCAUGUUACCUUGCAGUAGGUGUCCUCCAUGAGAAAGGGACAGAGGGCAAGAAAGGAAUCAGAGGUAACUCUCAGCAACCUGUUGGAUAUAAAUAAUCAGAGGUAACUUUCAGCAACCUGUUGGAUAUAAAUAAUGCUAUUUGAAAGCAUUAGAAUUCUGCGUACAAAUUGAUUUAAAAAAGGAUAGAGGGGUUUUUUUUCUAUUGCAGUAGAAAAGACCCAAUUAGGAUAUAGGGUGAUUAGUAUUAUAUACUGCAUUUUAGUUAAUAAAAAUGUAUUUAAUCAAGUAGUAUAUUUCUUCAUCCAAUUCAUGGGUGCAUUUAUUUAAUUAUCUUCAAAGAAGCAAAAGUAAUAAGAAUCAUGCCUUUAAAAAUUAUGAUUAUAUAAUGCAAACUGAUAUCCUUUAGCAGACUAGAUAAAAUCACUAAAUUCCUUUCUCUUGAUGUGCAAUGAGGAAAAAUAGUUUCUUAUGGAAGAGGAAAAAUCACUAUACUAUUUUAUAUGAAUUAUUGACUACAAAUAUGUAUAUAUCACUAAUUUCUGAUUAAAAUGGCUAAAAAUAUUGA